Molecule: messenger RNA, 348 nt
Organism: Aspergillus luchuensis
Lineage: Eukaryota; Fungi; Ascomycota; Eurotiomycetes; Eurotiales; Aspergillaceae
Exons: 3
Coding region: 1-348 (115 amino acids)
Source: RefSeq, a predicted model, not a curated record
AUGAUCAUGAACGCGUGCAAGAGAAUGUUGCCCGGCCUGCGCUCCGUCGCAAACAAGUCGGCAGUUGUCCGGGCGCGGAGCUUUUCGGUCUCUCCCUUCAUGAAGGAAGCGGCGCACACUCUGCCUACGAAGAAGCCCGUGGGCGCGUUUCGCGGGGGUCUGUUCGGAUUCCUUACUGGCGCGAUUGCUGCCAGCGCCGGAGUCUAUUUCUAUGUCCUGGGCGAGUACAGGAUCGCAAACGAGAUGCUGACAGAAGAUAUCAUCGCUCUUCAAGGAGCUACACAAAAGCUGCAGACGUACAUUGGUGAACUAGAAAGGAAGGUGGACCAGUUGCAGAAGAAGAAAUAA